Cephus cinctus (wheat stem sawfly) is the source of this 4848-nucleotide messenger RNA. Its product is annotated as protein SMG7. NCBI's taxonomy places the organism in Eukaryota, Metazoa, Arthropoda, Insecta, Hymenoptera, Cephidae. The transcript has 8 exons. Gene Ontology annotation, molecular function: telomeric repeat DNA binding; telomerase RNA binding; protein binding. Gene Ontology annotation, cellular component: telomerase holoenzyme complex. The coding region runs from base 196 to 3645 and encodes 1149 amino acids. Gene Ontology annotation, biological process: nuclear-transcribed mRNA catabolic process, nonsense-mediated decay. The record is from RefSeq and is a predicted model, not a curated record.
AAAUCCUUUAUUUUUCAAAACAUCAUUCACAAAGUAUCUUCAAACCUGUCACGAGGGUGGCGCAGUUUUUCAGCCCAAAGCAGUAGUUCGUCAUUCCGUGUGUUUUGUGCAGUUUUUAUUCUAAAUAAAAUGACCAAUAUUUGCUAAAUCAAUCUAUGUAACGUAUAUGGUAUAUGAGCAUAACUAUCGCGGAAUAUGGGCCUAAGAGCAGCUGUUCAAGCACUAAAGAAAGCAGAAUCAUUAAAGAAUAAGGUUCAACAUUGCAAGGAUCUCUUGAAUGACAAUGAUGCAUGGGUAUGCCAGCAACAACUACAAAAAAUUUACCAACAGGUUCUUAUUUUGGAUCUUGAAUAUGCUUUGGAUCGAAAGGUUGAACAAGAAUUAUGGAAUCUUGGAUUUAAAAAUUACAUAGCAACACUUCAAUCUCAAGCAAAGGAUCGAAAAAAUCCUAAACGCAACGAGUCUCAAGCUAUGUUGAGUUGGUGUCUUGAGGCAGCUAGUGGUUUUUAUUUAACUUUAUUGCAAGAAAUAUGCACAGCAUUUGAUCUAGAUUUGCCAUUUCGAAGGAAAGGUUAUGUCUAUGGUUGUACAUCGCCAUGGAAAGCUGUUGAAAAUUUAUCGACACCCCAUAAGUCUUCUUGCUUCUAUGCAUGUCAAUACUGCCUUGUUCAUUUGGGAGAUAUAGCCCGAUACAGAAACCAAAACAAGCAAGCAGAAUUGUUUUAUAGACAUGCAGUUUCUUUAUCACCAUCGAGCGGCCAACCCUACAAUCAAUUAGCUCUCCUAGAAGCUUCUCGGGGGGACAAAUUGGGGACAGUUUUUCAUUAUGCACGAUCUGUUGCUGUAAAGCAUCCUUUUCCGGUUGCGACGGCUAAUCUCGCCAAAACAUUGUCUUCAGCUUUGAAUGACAACUCAUUCAGUGUCGAUAGAAAAACGAAACUGACUUCACAAGAAUACGUUGCAGUGUUUUUAAAAUUCCAUGGAAUUCUUCAUAAUAUUGGUGACUUAAACGUUGCCGUAACAUAUGUCAAAUUAUUGACAGAAACACUUACUGCUCUCGUCGCUACAGAGAGUUUUAAUUCAUGGAGGCUCAUACAAAUGUUGGCCAUUAACUUAUAUGCCUUCCAACAUGUGGCAGGAAGUACUAUCGAUGGUACAGACCUACUUACUAUUGAGCAAUUGAGUUCCGACGAAAGAAUUGCCAGAGACUGUAUGUUAGAUCUCAUUGCUGGAAGUUUAUCUGCCCUGUUGUUACCCGUUUAUACGAUUAAAAGUACUGUUAUAGAUUACUUUGCUUUACCAGCAAUUAAACUGUGCCUUGACUGGAUUAGCCUCAAGCCUAUGGUCUUGAAAGAAACAGCAUUUACGUCAAGACUUCAAAUUUGGCCAAGUCUUUGUGUUCUUCUGAACGGUUUACAGUCUUGCAUAGUCGACUUCAAAGAUAAUCAAUAUGAGAAAGUCCCACUUCCAGAAGACCGAGAUCUUCAAGGUUUUCUACCAUUACAAAAAGCAUUUGAAUCGCUUCGGUUUACAAAUACUGUUCUCGAGGGUGAUACCAUUGCAUUAAAUAAGCUUCGUGCGGUUCGUAUACUACAUCUUGGACACCAACUGGCCCAAUACUCUGUUAAUGGCACUACUUUGAUAACAAUUGUCACUCUUGGAGAUAUUGGAAAGGAACAACGAUUUGCCUCGCUUAUCGAAGGGGCAGAACCAAGUAAUGAAUUAAUGAAAGAGUUGGAAGAGUUAAGUUUAAAUAAAGAACGUGGAUUGCUCGUAAGCACCAGUCCGGUGCCUUCCGAAUCGACCAGUAGUAAAGGAUCCUGGGAAGCUGACAUACCUGAAAAUAGUUUGGAAAAGAGAGUUGGAAUUUUAAAGCCACAAGGUUCUUUAGAGCGUAGUCGCGAUUCAGUCACAUGUGAAGCAAUGGAAGGCAGUAACCUGGAAGUGAAUUCAACCUUGCAAAUUCGUAAACCAAGACAAAAUAUUGCAAUGCAGGCUAUAAUGCGUCGUGCGGAAACCGAGCAAAAGCAAGUUACAUUCAAAAAUGUUUCUCCUGUGAUGAUGGAUGAGAACAUAAAUAAGCAAAAAUUAGUUUCCACAUCUCCGACGAGGACAGGAGUACGUGAAGGGCGUACAAAAUUUCAGAGCGGUGGUUUAUCCUCGCCUGUAUUAAAUGGUGCAUCUACCAUGAAUCUCCCGAUAGGCGUACAAGUUCGACCUUCCUUAAUGCAAAACCAAUCAAGUAUUCUGCAAGCUCAAACAAUACCAAUGCACCAGAAUCAGUCGAUUUCAGUGAAGUUGCCCAUUAAUAUACCUCAACCAUCCCAAAUAACUCAAUUUGCUGUAACGACAACGGCGUCCGUAUGUGAGCAACAGCGCCCUGAGGUAACGCAAUUUGGACAACAGGGACAGCAAGGUUUAGUCCAGGCUUCAUAUCAGCCCCAGACAUUUAAUGUACAGAACCCACAGUUCAGCAAGAACUUUAUGAAUACUCGUGUACCGAGUAUAACAGCACUAUAUUCCAUGCCUGUCAGUAGUUCACAAAACGUGGGGCUGCAACCGAACAUAUUGCAGAAUAUGCAACAAAGUUUACAGCAGAAUAUUCAACAAAAUCUUAAUCCAGCAAAAUCGUUGCAUCAAAGAAUGAAUCCAAGCAUUUCACAAAGCUCUGUACUACACCAGGGAAUUAGAUUGAGUCCAUCUAGUCAAAUUGUAUCAGGGAUAUCACAAACUAUUGGAACACAGCAGAAACCACCUGCGCCUUUGCAACAACCACAAAACGUCGAAACACACACACAUCAGAUGCAAGGUGUAAUGCAAAAUAACACUAUCAGAUCAAAUGGUGUGACCGUGCAAAGUCAAUUUCCAAAUACUUCGGCACCACCAAAUAGCGCAAACAACAUGACGAACUUGCCCAAUUAUCAGAAGAGUUUCCAACAAGUUUCUACGAGCAAUGUUCCCAAUAGAUCCAUGAGUCCUACUAACAUGUCGAACUUCCAAUUUAAUUUCAGCACGAAUUUUGGACAAAAUACUUAUGGCCCUAUCUAUCAAAAGCAAAUAUCGCCAAUUGCAUAUGACAAGAGUUCAAGCCAAUUUAGUUUUCCAACGCAAGGUGGACCAAGCAAAGCUCAGCAGACUACAAGCAACACUUAUCCCAUGUUUCGUAAUUAUGAAACUAAAGAUUUCAAUCUGUGGAAGGAUACUCAACCGCCACAACCACCUGUUGCGUGGUGGGGCUCGACGAGUGCAACACAAAUGCAUAGCAAGGAUACAAUUGGCGUGGACUCUUUUCAGAAUUGGGGAACUUCAUUAGCUCCUAGUAAUAUGAGUGGUAAAGUACCUUUAAUACCUGGAAACAACUAUCAACAAAAUCCAUUGCAGAACAGACAGUGUACAGGGAGUACCUUCGACCAUACUAGAUCUUUCGAAUUGGACCAAAAGCAGCCACAGUCUCCCGGAACAGGCAAUACUUAUUCGUUGUUUAGUGGUAACAGCUGGAGUUCAACUUCACAAGCAUCAAACCCAUCAAAGGAGGAACAAGCAAAGAGAAGACUUAGUCAACAAUCAUUGUGGUCAGGUCCUGGACCUUCUCCACUUGAGCGUCUUCUAGAACAACAGAAAUCACUGCGCGAAGGGGGAACUUGAAACACAAUACAAUAGAUGUUGACAAGACAACAUGAGGAAAAUUAUGUUUGAGAAUAUGUGGACCCUUUGGCACCUACGCAAGCCCAGAGCGACAGUUAAUCAGGCACUGAAAAAAAUAUUAAUAUACGCGCUCAGAAAUACAGGAAAAGAAAGAGAAAAAGAUCGUACAGUUACGUAUUGUAUCUUGCCGUUUUGGAAUUUGAAAAAGAAAGCUAGAAUUGAUACAUGAAAGUUCAUUCGAUGAAUAGAAACAACGUAUCAUUGUUAACUGAGCUGAUCUGUAGAAAUACAUUUUGUAAGGACUUCGGUAGUUUUAGCAAAAUGUACGUACAUUUGCACAUAUACAUUAUGUGCGUAUAAAAUUUGCUAUACCCCUGCUGCGAAAAUUUACUCGGAAGUACAAGUUGCGAAUAAUACUUCGAAAUUUUCAAAGCGGUAUAGAAUUCAUUUAAACAUCGCAUUAAUAAACACACAAAUAAGGGAAGAAAAAUGUAGGAAUAGAUUUUGUCCAAAGUGCUAUUACCCUUUAAUGGUAAAUUUAAAGAAGAAACCAAACGAGAGCAAACUUAUAAUACUACUGAUGACAUAAAGUAGAGGAGUUUCUACUAAAGCUAAAUCAACAGGUUUACUAGUAUUGUAUAAAAGUUGAAGAGGUUAAGAGGGCAAAUGACUUCAUAAGGUGAGAACGAAAUUUUUCAUGAAACAAAAACUGUCGUUGAAAUGCUUCAAAUACGCGAUUGUCAUUCAUGAUUCAUUACACUUUAGCAAGUUUGGUUUGUGUAGCAAAACUUUUUUACUCGUUCAUGGUUGCUGCACUGUUUAUUUUGUUGAUCUUGUGUCGACCAUUCUAGAUGCUGAUAACUGUAUUUUACAAAAUUGAAAAAAUAUGUAAGAUAAAAUUACAAUCAAAUAGAUGUUUGAACUUUUAUUUACUUCAAAACUGUGUUCAUAACAUAACUAUGAAACAACUAUGUGCUUUAUGAUUAUUUUGAAGGAAUUGUAAAGAACGGCUGAAAAUCCUCUACUAAAUGUCUUUGCUCAUAACUGAUUCGCUUUAAAUUUUAACUCACAACCAUACGAUUUUGCUUGAAUUUUGUUAAAUCUAAAUCAAAUAUUGUGCUCUACAAAAUAACAUGAAUAACUAAAUUUUUUAACAGAAUGAUUAAAACAUUUGGAGACUGAUUACAUAUUUCUCUAAAAGUA